Penaeus indicus is the source of this 1686-nucleotide messenger RNA. RefSeq lists its product as uncharacterized. Gene Ontology annotation, cellular component: plasma membrane. NCBI's taxonomy places the organism in Eukaryota, Metazoa, Arthropoda, Malacostraca, Decapoda, Penaeidae. Gene Ontology annotation, molecular function: metalloendopeptidase activity. Gene Ontology annotation, biological process: protein processing. The coding region runs from base 31 to 1686 and encodes 551 amino acids. The record is from RefSeq and is a predicted model, not a curated record. The transcript is spliced from 12 exons.
CGAAUCUUGGCCGGGGACUCAGACUGCGCCAUGGCAAGCCUCAGGGACCACGUCGAGCUGAAGGAGCAGCCCAGCUUCGUUGACAUUUCCCUGAAUGAGAGAGGGCCCCCCACCCCCUCCCCCUCCCCCCUCUCAAUAACAUGGCGCAAAGGAACGGUUGUCGCGGCCGUGUGCGCUGUUGCCGUCGUCGCUACGGUUGCCACACUUGCCGUCUUCGCUCAGGGUGGCGGCGCGGUUGCAAAGACGGAGCAUCCCCACCCGCACGUUUCCUCCGACCGGCAGAUGAUUGGUGAUGCUGCAGGUCUUAUGCGAGGUUCCACUGUCUUUAAGCAGUUGCUUUCGGGUUUACUGACAGCAACCAAAGAAAACGAGGCUGGGCAACAGGCAUCUCAGAAAACAGCUGAAGUCGGGCAGGAUAUUGCAGAGCCGGAAUUCAAGGAGGAGCAGGUCAAGCUUGAGAACGACGAAGCUUACGAAGGAGGGUCGCGUCCUUAUCCUCCAAGCCGCGUUCAAGCUUCAUUUGUCCCUCCUCCUGAUGACCCGAACUUCAAACAGGAGGUCGUCCAGCUGGAGAAUCCUACCGAGCACGACCAGCCGAGGGCGGGGGAGAAGAAGGAAGCGAAGGAGGAGGAGAGGAAAAGAGAACAAAGAGAUACUGCAAGUAAAGUAGAGACUGGUGAGGGAGAAGAGGAAAGUCACGAGAAAAAGGUGGAGGAGCCCGCGGAAAAGGUGGAGAAGGUCGAGGAAAAGGUGGAGGAGCCCGCGGAAAAGGUGGAGGAGCCCGCGGAAAAGGUGGAAAAGGUCGAGGAAAAGGUGGAGGAGCCCGCGGAAAAGGUGGAGAAGGUCGAGGAAAAGGUGGAAAAGCCCGCGGAAAAGGAGACUCACGCAGAAAAGGUGGAGAAGCCCGCUACAGAACUACAGUCACCUCACAACAAAGAAUUCGUAGUGUGCGAGACGCCUGAGUGUGCAGUAGCAGCCUCACAGAUCUCGGAGAGUCUUGACCUUUCGACGAAUCCUUGCGAUAACUUUUACCAGUUCGCGUGUGGAGGAUGGAUGGACAAGCACCCGAUCCCCGACUCAGGAGCCACCGGCACGUUCUACGAAGCAGGAGACGUCUUGACUAAACGUCUUAAGCUCAUCCUCGAGAGUCCGGUCUCACCCAGCGAGGCAGAACCCUUGCAUAUGGUAAAUCGCUUCUAUGAGGCUUGCAUGGACACUGAUACCAUGGACAGCCUAGGACUUCAGCCCUUAAUCACAAGCCUCAAUAACCAAGGUGGCUGGCCCAUGGUUACCGAUGGCUGGGACUCCGCCGGCUUCAACCUGGCUUCUGCACUCGUUAACCUUCGCGAUAUCAAUGUUUAUCCGAUCUUUGGCGUCGGCAUUGAUGCAAAUCUCUUCAAUGUCUCCGGCAGGGUUAUUUACGUGAGGAGAAAUGGCGGGCUUCCAAGUUUGCUUCUCGACGUGUCCCUGAGGAUUGCCAUGGCGCAGUCUGAGUCCCGGCCAAGAUUCGUAAAAGAUAACAAAAAAAUCGACAAUCUGUAUCUUAUCUCUAUGCUUCUAUCCAGUGUAUCUAAGGCAUGCUCGUCUCACUUAGAUGAACCGAAAAAGCAAAAUUCACCGGAAGAUGACAUUGAAAUACCUGCGUUGGCCUCUGACGCUUGGAAACUUGUUGGGAAAACUGCGUAG